Macadamia integrifolia is the source of this 360-nucleotide messenger RNA. Its product is annotated as cyclin-D3-3-like. The transcript has 2 exons. Bases 1 to 360 code for a protein of 119 amino acids. Lineage: Eukaryota; Viridiplantae; Streptophyta; Magnoliopsida; Proteales; Proteaceae. The record is from RefSeq and is a predicted model, not a curated record.
AUGCUGAACGUUAUCGAUCAGAUUGAGCUCGAUAAUCCAAUGGAAUAUCAGAACCAACUCAUGGGUGUGCUCAAGAUCAGAAAGAAUGAGGUGGAUGAUUGCUAUGAACUCAUCAUGGAGUUGAACUCAGGCCACCAUGGGUGCGGCCAGAAACGUAAAUACGAAUCGAUUCCUGGUCGUCCAAACGGCGUCAUUGAUGCAAACUUCAGCUGCGACAACUCCAACGAUUCGUGGGCUGUGGCAUCAUCGGUUACUUCAUCGCUAGAACCUCUGCUGAAGAGGAGAAGAGCCCAAGAGCAGCAAAUGCGAGUGCCUACGCUUAGCCGUGUGUUUGUGGACAUGCUCGGAAGUCCUCAUUAG